UCUCCAAGAACACAGCCUGAGUAUUUAAAUACGAGCAGAAUAGACGCUUGCUAACAGAGGACUGGGGAACCAGAGGUAACAGCCAACAUGGACCCCAACAAAAUGAGAAGUACAUUCCUCUUGCAGAUUUGGAAGCAGAACAAAGUGUUCCAAAAAGAGUGCAAGAAGCGACUUAAGAAUUAUCAUGACCAAAUUCAGCGUUUACUGCGAAGGCGGAAGACAGGGGAACCACUUUUGGUGCAGAAUGAGAAGAUGGCACCCUUGCUCAUUCCAACAGGCCCUGAUGUUUUUCGUCGCUUCACUUCAGAGUCCUUGGCAGAGAUUGAGAAACGCAUCCUCAAAGAAAAGGCUGAAAAAGACAGACGGCAGCAUUAUGAAAUCUCGGAAGAAGACCUUCCCAAGCCAAACAGUGAUCUAGAGGCUGGAAAACCACUGCCUUUCAUAUAUGGUGAUCCUCCACCCAAUGUCCUUACUGAACCUUUAGAGGACCUGGACCCAUUCUACAAUACACAGAAAACUUUUAUAGUCUUAAGUAAAGGGAAGGCAAUCUACAGGUUUAACGCUGAGCCGGCCUGCUAUAUUUUGAGUCCCUUCAAUCCAAUUCGGAGGGCUGCCAUCAAAAUUCUUAUACAUUCAUUAUUUAGCAUGUUCAUCAUGAUCACAAUUCUAACAAAUUGUGUGUUUAUGGCGAUGAGUGACCCACCAUCUUGGAGCAAAAAUGUAGAGUAUGCUUUCACUGGAAUUUAUACUUUUGAAGCAUUGGUCAAGAUUUUAGCUAGGGGCUUUUGCAUUGGUGGUUUCACAUUCCUGAAAGAUCCUUGGAACUGGCUUGACUUUAGCGUCAUCACCAUGGCUUACACUACUGAGUUUGUAGAUUUGGGCAACGUCUCAGCUCUCCGAACUUUCCGUGUGCUUCGAGCUCUGAAAACAAUUACUGUUAUUCCUGGUUUGAAAACCAUUGUGGGCGCACUCAUCCAAUCGGUGAAGAAACUGUCUGAUGUGAUGAUCCUCACCGUCUUCUGUCUGGCAGUCUUUGCCCUCAUUGGCCUGCAACUCUUCAUGGGUAACCUGAGGCACAAGUGUGUUAGGUGGCCCAUUUCUUUUGAAAAUAUGACCAUGGCCUACAAUGAGACGUCUUUCAGUUUCAAUGAGACAUCUGGGAAUUUCAAUGGAACAGACAACAGCUGGUUUGACUGGGACGAAUACAUUAAUGAUGACGGUAACUAUUACUUUCUAGAGGGGGCCGCAGAUGCCUUACUGUGUGGUAACAGCUCAGAUGCUGGACAGUGCCCAGAAGGAUUCAUGUGCAUGAAAGCAGGAAGGAACCCAAACUACGGUUACACCAGCUAUGACACUUUCGGUUGGGCUUUUCUUUCUUUAUUCAGACUAAUGACUCAAGAUUACUGGGAGAAUCUUUUCCAGCUGACCCUAAGGGCUGCUGGCAAAACCUACAUGAUAUUCUUUGUGAUAAUUAUCUUCUUGGGCUCUUUUUACUUGAUAAACUUGAUUCUGGCUGUGGUGGCCAUGGCCUACGCAGAACAGAAUGAGGCCACAAUGGAGGAAGCAAGACAAAAAGAGGAAGAGUUUCAGCAAAUAUUGGAGCAACUGAAGAAGCAGGACGCACAACUGCAUGGACCAGCCAAGGCCCAUGGAAACAGCCAGGACUCACUAGCUGGAAAUCAAGUAAAGAAGAAAAAGGGCGACUCCGAACAUGCUGAUACUGAUCAAGAAGGGGACCAAAUCGGAGACUGCAAUGGAAAAGUCAUACCAAAGGUGGUCAUUGAGCGAGUCAACUCUGUACAAGCUGAGUCAGUUGAGGAAGUUGUGAAACACAAUCAGCCUUACUCCAAACAAAAUAUGGAUUACUUGGAGGAUCCAGGUCUUCAGAAAAGAACUGCAAGUGCAAUGAGUGUGCUUACUAAUGCCAUGGAAGAGCUGGAAGAGACGCAGCAGAAGUGUCCUCCUUGGUGGUAUAAAUUUGCGCACAUGUUCCUGAUCUGGGAUUGCUGUACCCUGUGGAUAAAAUUUAAAGAAGCUGUGAAAUUUGUGGUCAUGGACCCUUUUGUGGACCUUGGCAUCACCAUAUGCAUUGUUCUGAAUACCCUUUUUAUGGCUAUGGAGCAUUACCCUAUGACAGAGCAGUUUGAAAGUGUCUUGGCAACGGGAAACCUGGUGUUCACUGGCAUCUUCGCUGCUGAGAUGGUGUUCAAAAUCAUUGCUCUUGAUCCAUAUUAUUACUUUCAAACUGGAUGGAACAUCUUUGAUAGCAUUAUUGUCACUCUCAGUCUGGUGGAACUGGGACUUGCCAAUGUGGAAGGCCUGUCUGUCCUCCGAUCCUUCCGUUUGCUUCGUGUGUUUAAGUUGGCCAAAUCUUGGCCCACACUGAACAUGUUGAUCAAGAUCAUUGGAAACUCAGUUGGAGCUCUCGGUAACCUGACAUUGGUCUUGGCCAUCAUCGUUUUCAUAUUUGCGGUGGUGGGGAUGCAGCUCUUUGGCAAAUCUUACAAGGAUUGUGUUUGUAAGAUCAAUGAAAGUUGUGAACUACCUCGCUGGCACAUGAAUGAUUUUUUCCACUCUUUCUUGAUUGUCUUUCGCAUCCUAUGUGGAGAAUGGAUUGAAACUAUGUGGGACUGCAUGGAAGUAGCUGGACAAACAAUGUGUCUCAUUGUCUUCAUGAUGGUCAUGGUUAUUGGAAACCUUGUGGUGCUUAACCUCUUUUUAGCCUUGCUGCUAAGCUCCUUUAGUGCGGACAAUCUCUCCAGCAAAGAUGACGAUGGUGAAAUGAAUAACCUCCAGAUCGCCAUUGGCAGGAUUACACGUGGCAUUGAUUUUGUCAAAGGAGGCAUUUUGGGUCUGUUCCGAACAAUUCUUGGGAAGAAGAAAGCACAAGCUGAAGAAGAUGAAAGUGACAAAAAAGAACAGUUUGUUCUUAACCACAUGGAUUUACCAGAGGAAGCUAAGUCAGAUCUUAAGAUUGUGGAUGGUGUCACAAAGAAAGAAGCUCACAUGAUGGAUGAUUUGGAUCGCUCUGGAUUUCUGACCAAUGUAGAUAUGAGACUCACUGCUCCCAUUGCACCUGGAGAGUCUGAUUUUGAAAAAGAUGACGAUGAGAUUAGUUUAGAAAUUAAAGAACCCAAAAGACACACAAUAAUUGAUGGGAGCUCCUACAGCACUGCUGAUUACAAGCCACCAGAGAUUGAGGAGGAGAUGGCAUUGGAAGAAGCAGCAGACAGUGAAGAACCACAGCCUUGCUUCACAGAAGGCUGUAUCCGGCGAUGUCCCUGUCUCACAGUUGAUAUUACGCAAGGCAAAGGAAAACAGUGGUGGAAUUUGAGGAAAGCAUGCUUUUGCAUUGUGGAGCACAACUGGUUUGAGACGUUUAUCAUCUUCAUGAUUUUGCUGAGUAGUGGUGCCCUGGCAUUUGAAGAUAUAUACAUUGAACAAAGGCAAAUGAUAAAAAUAAUCUUGGAGUAUGCAGACAAAGUGUUUACCUAUGUAUUCGUGAUUGAAAUGCUUUUAAAGUGGACCGCCUAUGGAUUUAAGACCUAUUUCACCAAUGCAUGGUGUUGGCUAGAUUUCCUUAUUGUGGAUGUUUCUUUGAUCAGCCUUACAGCAAACUUAAUGGGGUAUUCUGAACUGGGACCCAUCAAAUCCCUGCGGACACUCCGAGCCUUGAGGCCCUUAAGAGCACUGUCACGAUUUGAAGGAAUGAGGGUAGUGGUCAACGCCCUUUUGGGAGCAAUUCCAUCUAUUAUGAAUGUCCUGCUGGUCUGUCUGAUCUUUUGGUUAAUCUUCAGCAUAAUGGGAGUAAAUUUGUUUGCUGGGAAGUUCUACAGGUGCAUCAACACCACAUCAGAGGAGCUGUUUCCCAUAUCUGUGGUCAACAACAAGUCAGAAUGCUUGGCGAUUCCAGGGGAAACCAGAUGGAUGAAUUUGAAAGUCAAUUUUGAUAAUGUGGGUCUAGGCUACUUGUCCCUGUUGCAGGUGGCCACGUUUAAAGGCUGGAUGGACAUUAUGUAUGCUGCAGUAGAUUCACGCCAGGUGGAAGAACAGCCUUCAUAUGAAAUCAAUCUGUACAUGUACAUAUACUUUGUCAUCUUUAUUAUUUUUGGAGCUUUUUUCACCCUUAAUCUUUUCAUUGGUGUCAUUAUUGACAACUUCAAUCAGCAAAAGAAAAAGUUUGGAGGUAAGGAUAUCUUCAUGACUGAAGAACAGAAAAAAUACUAUAACGCUAUGAAGAAGCUUGGUUCCAAGAAACCACAGAAGCCUAUCCCAAGGCCACAGAAUAAAAUCCAAGGAGCUGUGUAUGAUUUUGUCAAUAAGCAAGCUUUUGAUAUUUUUAUUAUGGUCCUCAUUUGCCUCAACAUGGUGACAAUGAUGGUGGAGACAGAUGACCAGAGCGCAGAGAAAGAAUUAAUUCUUUUCUAUAUCAACUUGGUCUUCAUCGUGAUUUUCACUGGAGAGUGUAUCCUUAAACUUUUUGCUCUCAGACACUAUUUCUUUACCAUUGGAUGGAACAUUUUUGAUUUUGUUGUGGUCAUCCUUUCUAUUCUUGGCAUAAUGUUAGCAGACAUCAUUGAAAAGUAUUUUGUCUCACCUACUCUUUUCCGAGUUAUAAGACUGGCCAGAAUUGGCCGCGUUCUCAGGCUUAUUAAAGGUGCAAAGGGAAUCCGGACCCUUCUUUUUGCACUGAUGAUGUCCCUUCCUGCUUUGUUCAACAUCGGUUUGCUGCUUUUCCUCGUGAUGUUUAUUUACUCCAUCUUUGGAAUGUCAAACUUUGCUUAUGUGAAAAAAGAGUCAGGCAUUGAUGACAUAUUUAACUUUGAGACCUUUGGGAAUAGCAUCAUUUGCUUGUUUCAGAUCACCACUUCAGCUGGUUGGGAUGGUCUCCUUAACCCUAUAUUGAACAGUGGCCCACCAGACUGUGAUCCAACUUUUGAAAAUCCUGGUUCAGAAGUUAAGGGCAACUGUGGCAAUCCUGCUGUGGGCAUAGUUUUCUUCUGCAGCUACAUCAUUAUCUCUUUCCUAAUUGUAGUCAACAUGUACAUUGCCAUCAUCCUGGAAAACUUCAAUGUUGCCACAGAAGAAAGUGGUGAGCCACUAUGUGAAGAUGACUUUGAAAUGUUCUAUGAAACAUGGGAGAAAUUUGAUCCUGAUGCUUCUCAGUUUAUAGAAUACUGUCGGCUCUCUGAUUUCUGUAAUACUCUUCAAGACCCUCUUAAGAUACCAAAACCUAACAAAAUCAAACUCAUAACUUUGGACCUCCCAAUGGUUGUAGGUGACAAAAUUCACUGCCUUGAUAUCCUCUUUGCUCUUACUAAAGAAGUGCUGGGAGACUCUGGGGAAAUGGAUACCCUGAAAGCAACCAUGGAAGAAAAGUUCAUGGCUGCCAAUCCUUCCAAAGUUUCCUAUGAACCCAUCACCACAACCCUGAAGAGGAAACAGGAGGAGGUGGCUGCUUCAGUCAUCCAGCGAGCUUACAGGAGGCACCUGCUUAAGCGAUCAGUGAAGCAGGCUUCAUACAUGUUCCGGCAUAUUGGAAAUGGGGAAAACAAAACAGUAGAAGAAGCUCCAGAAAAAGAGGGCUUGAUUGCUGAGAAGAUGGAGGAGCACUAUGGAAAAGAGGAUCACAGGAGGAAAGAAGAGAGUGAGACUAAGGAGUCUUCUAAAUCGGAAAACACCUUAGAUGUUCCUCACAUGCCUGAUGUUGUUGUUCCACUCUCUGAACCACGCACAGCUGCUUUACCCUCCAUCAUCAAAAGAAAUAUACGGGAAUCUGUCGUAUAAUGGUUGGACAUAUUUCGACUUGUCCUCAACCCAUGAAAACUGUUUAUUCCUCAACUGGAUAGGUCUAAUACAGCUUUGGACCUGGCAAAGACAAAAACACAAAUGUCUAAAUGUAUUGGAGCGCACCUUAACAGGAGUCUACAGUAGGUGCACUGUGGGUCAUGUACCAAUUCUGAGUGCAAGCGAGAACCAAAAAUGAAAUCCUUAAUAUCAUGUUAGUCUGUAACAGAAGCAAAUCCUUUCCUGAAUGGCAACUUCUACUUAGUUUGUAUUAUAUAUAAAAAGAAAAUGUGUGCUCAUCAAUAGACACAACAUUUGCACACCCUGUAGUAGGCAGAGCAGUUUCAUUAUUAUACAGAGGCGCACUGGACAGGGGGGCAAACACAUAAAAUGAACACAAUGGAGAAUACAUAAGAGUGCAGAGUUCAGAAGAAUAACUGCCUUUAGUUCGUUAUGCAGCCUAUGCAUGUUCCACAGCAGCAUCAGGUUUAAAGUUUCUCUGUAUGGUACAUGCUGUAUGCACACACAUUUGUAAACAUUUCAGUUUGGGUAAUUAUCAUGAUUUUCAAUAGACUUUAGACAACCAUUUUAAACUAUGCACCUUGGUGAAGAAAUAUAAACAAACUGAUUCAAAGUUCAAUUUCAUACUUUGUUUGUUUUUUUUUUUUUUGAGUUUUCAAAGUAAAAGUAAGCUGUCGCAUCUCUAAAAUGCUCAUGUUUGCAAAGCUCUGAUGUAGUUUGACUCUGAUCUUAAACUGAGUUUGCUUUUUCCUGUUGCUUGAAAGUUUAUGAGGUUAUUGGGGAUAAUGGAUUCAUAACCAGCUCUAUUUUCCGUUAGAACUCAAUAGAACAAUAACAGAUAAAGAUUCAAAAAUGAUAUGUUCAGUUCUGGUUUCUCCUUGUAUUGCCAGUAGUUGUCAUUUACUCCCAGCAGGCACCCUUGACCCCAAACUCAAAUCAAGAAGAGUCAAAAAUGAACGAUUUAAUAUAUUGUAAAUAUUGAUAGGCUUAUAGGGUUAUUAUUGUCAUGUGUACAUAGUACAGAGUAAUUCUAACUUGCAUGUGUUAAUCAACAUGCAACACGUUGCCAGUCUCUGACACCAUCAUUAGUGAUUAAAAGUUACCUAACCUUUAAACUUUGGUCUUCUUUACGUGAAAAAUCUCAGAGUUUGGAUAAGUACUAAAAUUUGGUAUCGAUACCAGCUUUUGGAUCUCAGUACCAGUACCAACACCUAUUUGCUCCAAAGCAAAAAACAGAUAAAACCCAAGUGCUCGGUAUAUAAAAAUGUACCCCAUGUAUGUAAUACGUAUAACUCUGGAAUAUAUUUACAUUUAAUCUAAAUAUUAAAUACAAAAGAGACUGCAGACAUGGUAAUAAAUUAAGACAUUACAAUAUACAGGUUUGGCCCCCCUUCCCAGUUCACCCACGCCACCUGUCCAUUCCCUUGUUCUACUUACAUGUAAUAGUGACACAUAGAAGAACUCUGACUUUAAAAAAAAUAGAAAAUACAGAUCUUAGGCUUCCAGAGUCGCUAAUUGUUUCUAGAGUCCCAGUUGUCUCAUUUCUUAUUUGGUACUGAAGCAUUGAGUUUUACCAAAUUCAUUCUUUAAUUUUACAGGUAGACAUAGCAGGGCAAAUCAUGAUAUGGGUGUGUAUUAUACAUAUGUAUAUAAAUGUAUGUACACUGUAGGAAUAUUUAGAGAGAGAGCUGUGUAAAGCGAAAAUGUAGACAAAUGUGAAAGACACUGUAUCCAAUAGGUAGUUAGAUGCUGCCUUGCUAUCAUUAUUUUAACGCUAAUUUUUGUAAUUGUACACAGUACAACUUAAUUGUUGCCAACGUCCUCAUUACGGGUUUUUAUUCACACUUUGUGCCUUAAGAAUGACUGUGUUUUUGAUUCAUUUUCAUUAUUGAAGAACUUAAUUCCAGUUCACCAGAAUAUUAGAAAGCAUUAAAAACAGUAAAAAUAAGAUUGCUCUAAUAGGAAAUGCAAUAGAUAAAAAUAUGUUGCUGAAAACGCACUCAGUUUUUUCAUUGACUCAGACUUGUCCGACUGUUUUAUUUUGCAAACGUUGUUUGAAAUGAACUGCAUUUGAUAAAGCACUUCUAUGGGCUGAACGCCUUCCCAGGGCACUUUAUGCACACUUCAUUACACUUGUCCAUCUCUCAGCUCAUGCGAUGAGCCCCCUGUGGAGCCUGAUCCCUCCGUACACUGGGUGGUCUGGAGCACUAGACGUUCCUGGCUGCCAGUUACUAAAAGACACACUGGAAAAAAAAAUAGAAUGAAAUUAGAAGUAAAUGUAAGCUACUGAAGUAGGUUUGAAAUGUAACCUAAAUGCACAAGUUUUGGACAUAUUUACUUAUUAAUGUAACACAAUUUUCUCAUCUCAGUGAGUGAAUUAUGUCAUUGUGUUACAAAAAUACUGACUGUGGUAUUCUCGUUAGUAAAAUUACAGGCACGUUGAGUGACAGACAUCACAGGCAACCAGACAGAGGUGAUGAGGUAAAGAUGUUUAUUUAGCUGCUUUUUAAAUUCCAGCGUACAUUUGUUUUUCAGCAUUUUGUAACGCCAAAACUAAACAUUUGAGAAGAUACUGGUGUACAAUAAAACUAGAGAUUUUUAUACCAUUGAAUGCUGUUGCAUUCUGGAGUUUUAAAUAAUUUUGGGCUGAUGUAUGCAUUAUGAAAAAAUGGUCUCAUAAAAAUUCUGACUUGUGUGAGUUGAGACUUUAAUAAUUUCAGGUUAUUUUUUAUGGAGGACAGGCAUCUUAACAAGAAUUUCAGAUGACAGUUUAUUUUCAUACAACCAGCAGCAUUUCUGUUCACCUUUUCCCUGCCCUUAAAGAAAAGAGAGAGUCACUAAAAACCACAAACCAUUCAGACGAUGGUUAGAGCAAAUAGCCACUUUAACCCAUUUCCAAAAUGGCAUCUCACCCAAAGAAGCAGUCAGCCACACUUCAUUGUAUGGAGCUAAGCUGUCCAGCGUCCUUCUUCUCCAACUCCAGACUCUAUCAAGUGUAUGUGGAGCACCAGUAGUCUGCACUAUUUCUCAUAUGAAAGGCCACUUGAGACGCACCUAGAACUGCCUAAUGGUUCUGCCAAGUGCCAACUUAAGCUAUUGACCAUUCUAUGGAAAAAAAGAUCACACAAGUAUCUGAGGUUAUGGUGUUGUAACCGAUCUACACACUGAUCUUAAAAUUAAAUCAUCUCCUGAUGACUGUCAGUCUGGGGACAGGUUCCUUUGGACGCAUCAGUUAUCCUGUAACUGCGAAUAUGGCUAAAAUCUGUGAAGGUCCUUUCUCAUAUACUGUAGCCAAAGUCUUAAAGAUGAUUUUAAUAAUAAAAACCUUCAGGAAAAUAGGUUUUACAAUCAGGAUAUCUGCAUGGAGCUUGUAAGCUAUAAAAUUGUGAAUUAAUGCACAUAGAGAGCUGCAAAAGCAGACCGAUUGGUCCAAAGUGGGCUGCCAGUGCAUUCAGAGGCUCAAAGUCUCAAAAAAAAAACA
Polypterus senegalus (gray bichir) is the source of this 9289-nucleotide messenger RNA. RefSeq names its product sodium channel, voltage-gated, type IV, alpha, b (gene scn4ab). Gene Ontology annotation, biological process: neuronal action potential; sodium ion transmembrane transport; membrane depolarization during action potential. The transcript has 26 exons. Gene Ontology annotation, cellular component: plasma membrane; axon; voltage-gated sodium channel complex. Lineage: Eukaryota; Metazoa; Chordata; Cladistia; Polypteriformes; Polypteridae. Gene Ontology annotation, molecular function: protein binding; voltage-gated sodium channel activity. The coding region runs from base 88 to 5787 and encodes 1899 amino acids. The record is from RefSeq and is a predicted model, not a curated record.